CCGGCGCUGCAAAUUUCCACCAGGGAGGGAGAGUGGCUGGAUGCGGAGUUUGGAGUUGCUUGCGGCGGAGAACAGGAAAGGGAGCAGGGCCGGGAAAAGGGGGCUGGCGGGCGCUAUAUCUGGGAAUAAGUUUCCAGGAUCAGGAGAGCCUGCACGCUUUUUUUGCUUCUCUGCUCGCCCCCCACCCCACCCCCCAAGCAGAGACCGAUCUUCUCGGAUUGCCCAUGCACUUGUUGCAGAGACAGCCAAGGCCUUGGCUCUGGAGGAUGCUGAAGGGGGAAGACACGGAAGCAGGACGACCCUGAAAGAUUGAGCUCUUAAUCCUUAACAGAACCAGGUCUCCUCUUCCCACCUGUCCAGCAGCAUGAGAGCAGUAUGACUGGCCGGCCGCAGGAGAAGCCCCCAGAGCCAGGCCCCCAACUCAGACAUCUGCUGCAGAGGUCAAGGUGUGAGCAGCAUCUCCUCAGCAAGGUGGUGUUUGGUCCAUCCCUCAGCCUGGGUGAGGAUGUAAAGCCCCCCACUCUGCACAUGUGUGGUGCAGGCCAACAGGAACACCUGGCUCCAGCCACCUUCACAGACAUGUCAGCCGUGGAGUAGUGUGGACGCUUCCUCUCAGCUUCUCAGGGUUUCAGUCCUUUUUGGUUUGUUUCGUUUACAUUUUUUAUGGUUUUCUGGCUGGACGUUCACAACCAAGGUAGGCACCAUGGGGGAUCAGCAGCUGUACAAGACCAACCACGUGGCCCAUGGCAGUGAGAACCUCUUCUACCAACAGCCCCCGCUUGGCAUCCAUGGUGGCCUGAACCACAACUAUGGGAAUACAGUCACGGGGGGUGGAUUGGAAGCCCCUCAGGCCUCGCCCAUCUCCCCCCACUUCCCACAGGAUGCUCGGGAUGGUCUGGGCUUGCCUGUCAGCUCCAAAAAUCUUGGCCAGGUGGAUACCUCAAGGCAGGGAGGCUGGGGAGGCCAUUCCGGGCCUGGAAACCAUGUCCAGCUACGUGGCAACCUGGCCAACUCAAAUAUGAUGUGGGGGUCAUCAGCCCAGUCUGAGCCCACUGAUGGCUACCAGUACACCUACUCCCAGGCCAGCGAGAUCCGGACUCAGAAGCUCACCAGUGGUGUCCUACACAAGCUAGACUCUUUCACCCAGGUGUUUGCCAACCAAAACCUGCGAAUUCACGUCAACAAUAUGGCCCAGGUGCUGCAUGCCCAGUCGGCAGUGAUGGAUGGAGCCCCUGACAGUGCCCUCCGCCAGCUGCUGUCUCAGAAGCCUGUGGAGCCCCCAGCACCGGCUAUACCUCCCCGCUACCAGCAGGUGCCCCAGCAAGCUCACCCUGGUAUCACUGGUGGGCUGUCCAAACCAGCUCUUCAGGUCGGGCAGCACUCUACCCAAGGGCACCUGUAUUAUGACUACCAGCAGCCACUGGCUCCAAUGCCGGUGCAGGGAGGACAGUCACUGCAGGCCCCACAGAUGCUGUCACAGCACAUGCAACAGAUGCAGCAGCACCAGUAUUACCCACAGCAGCAGCCGCCGCAGCAGGCUGGGCAACAGCGUAUCUCCAUGCAAGAAAUAGAGCAACAACAACAGAUUCGCCCACCGCAGACACAGCAGCCGCAGCAGCAGCAGCUGGUGCAGCGGCAGGGUUCAAUGCAGAUACCUCAGUAUUACCAGUCCCAACCCAUGAUGCAACACUUGCAAGAGCAGCAGCAGCAACAGAUGCACCUGCAGCCCCCCUCUUAUCACAGGGACCUCCACCAGUACACCCCAGAGCAGGCACAUGCUGUCCAGCUGAUCCAGCUGGGUUCCAUGCCCCAGUACUACUACCAGGAGCCCCAGCAGCCCUAUGGCCACCCCCUCUACCAGCAGAGCCACCUGUCCCAGCACCAGCAGCGUGAGGACAGUCAGCCGAAGACUUAUCCCAGUGACAGGCAGGCCCAGGCCAUGCUGAGCUCCCAUGGGGACCUGGGACCUUCUGAUACAGGAUUGGGAGACCCAGCAAGCUCAGACCUGAACCGGGUCAGCAGUGCCCUUCCCCAUCGACCGCUCCUGUCCCCCAGCAGGAUCCACCUCAACAACAUGGCACCUCAGCACCAGCAGCUGUCUCCCAGUGCCAUGUGGCCCCAGAUGCACCUACCUGAUGGCAGAGCCCAGCCAGGGUCCCCUGAGUCAAGUAGCCAAUCAAAAGGAGUGUUUGGGGAGCAGUUUGAUGCCAAGAACAAGUUGACGUGCUCCAUCUGCCUAAAGGAGUUCAAGAGCUUGCCUGCCCUGAAUGGCCACAUGCGGUCCCACGGGGGAAUGAGGGCCUCCCCCAGCCUCAAACAGGAGGAAGGAGAGAAGGCCCUGCUGCCUCAGCCCCAGCCGCCACUGCCACCUCCGCCUCCGCCACCACCGCAGCUCCCUCCCGAGGCAGAAAGCCUCACGCCUAUGGUCAUGCCCGUGUCUGUCCCUGUCAAGCUUCUCCUGCCCAAGCCCAGCUCUCAGGGCUUCGCCAACAGCGUCGCUGCCACCCCCUCCGCCAGAGAGAAGCCAGCCAGCUCGAUGUCGGACGACGAGAUGCCCGUGCUCGUGAGGAUGACCCUCUCUCCCCCACGCUCACCCCAAGGGGCUGCCCCCCGCACGCCUGCUGAAAUUCCUAGGAAGCAUCAGCUGGGCGUAGCCAAAGUUGAGGAACCCCUCAAGCCCGUGCAGGAGAAGAAGUUCCGGCAUCGGCCCGAGCCGCUCUUCAUCCCGCCACCGCCCUCGUACAAUCCAAACCCCGCGUCCUCCUACUCGGGCGCCACCCUGUACCAGAGCCAGCUGCGCUCCCCGCGCAUCCUCGGGGACCACCUGCUCCUGGACCCCGCCCACGAGCUGCCCCCCUACACGCCCCCGCCCAUGCUGAGCCCGGUCCGCCAGGGCUCGGGGCUCUUCAGCAAUGUUCUCAUCUCCGGGCACGGCCCCGGCGUCCAUCCCCAGCUGCCCCUCACGCCCCUGACGCCCACGCCGCGCGUGCUGCUGUGCCGCUCCAACAGCAUCGAUGGCAGCCAUGUGACAGUCACUCCAGGGCCUGGAGAGCAGACCGUGGAUGUUGAACCACGCAUCAACAUUGGCUUGAGAUUCCAAGCAGAGAUCCCAGAACUCCAGGAUAUCUCCACCCUGGCCCAGGACACACACAAGGCCACACUGGUAUGGAAGCCCUGGCCAGAGCUGGAAAACCACGACCUCCAGCAAAGAGUGGAGAAUCUCCUGAAUUUGUGCUGUUCAAGUGCAUUGCCAGGUGGAGGGACCAAUUCUGAAUUUGCUUUGCACUCUCUCUUCGAGGCCAAAGGUGACGUGAUGGCUGCCCUGGAAGUGCUGCUGCUGCGAAAGCCGGUCAGGUUAAAAUGUCAUCCUUUAGCAAAUUACCACUAUGCCGGUUCGGACAAGUGGACCUCCCUAGAAAGAAAACUGUUUAAUAAAGCACUAGCCACUUACAGCAAAGACUUUAUUUUUGUACAGAAGAUGGUGAAGUCUAAGACGGUGGCUCAGUGUGUGGAGUACUACUACACAUGGAAAAAAAUCAUGCGGUUAGGGCGGAAACACCGGACACGGCUCACGGAGAUCAUAGAUGAUUGUGUGACAAGUGAAGAAGAGGAGGAGUUAGAGGAGGAGGAAGAGGACCUGGAAGAAGAUAGGAGAUCCACAAAAGAAGAGGAGAGCGAAGCUCCAAAGUCCCCAGAGCCACCGCCAGUACCCGCCCUGGCUCCCGUGGAGGGGCCGGCCCUGCAGGUCCUCGGCCAGCCCUGCGGCUCCUUCAUCUGCGAAAUGCCCAACUGCGGGGCUGACUGUAGAUGUCAUGUCACUCCCUUUCUUCCCCAGGUGUUCAGCUCCCGUCAGGCACUGAACGGCCACGCCCGCAUCCAUGGCGGCACCAAUCAGGUGACCAAAGCCCGAGGUGCCAUCCCCUCUGGGAAGCAGAAGCCUGGUGGUGCCCAGAGUGGGUACUGCUCAGUGAAGAGUUCUCCCUCUCACAGCACCACCAGCGGCGAGACGGACCCUACCACCAUCUUCCCCUGCAAGGAGUGUGGCAAGGUCUUCUUCAAGAUCAAAAGUCGAAAUGCACACAUGAAAACUCACAGGCAGCAGGAGGAACAGCAGAGGCAAAAGGCUCAGAAAGCAGCUUUUGCAGCAGAAAUGGCAGCCACCAUCGAGAGGACUACGGGGCCUGUGGCGGGGUCAGGGAUGCUGCCCCUGGACCAGCUGAGUCUGAUCAAACCCAUUAAAGAUGUGGACAUCCUCGAUGACGACGUUGUCCAGCAGUUAGGAGGCGUCAUGGAAGAGGCCGAGGUCGUGGAUGCUGAUCUUCUCUUGGAUGAUCAAGAUACAGUUUUGCUUCAGGGUGACACAGAACUGUAAAGUCCCCUGUCACUUAGAGACAAUGAAAACCAGAAAACUCGCAGCCUCCAUCUUUAUUAAUCAGGAAACCUGGACUGCCUGCUUGUUUUGUAACCAUUUUAAACUACCUGUUUAAAAAGUGGUUAUUUUAUUCAGGUUUAGAAAAAAAAAUUCCAGUUUCUUUUCCUUUUAUUUAAAAAAAAAUGUUUUUGUGGGGUGUUGGGGGUGGGGAAUAAAUAAUCGGCACAAAUAUCUUUAAGAGACAUUUCAUCUGGGCUACAUUUUCAUGAAAUCACUCCUGGCAGGUAACGAACCUGAUGUUCAUGUUCCAUUUGCUUUUGGACAUCAGCCAUCUGGUUGCCUUUUUAUCCCAGAGUUUGCCGUGUGAGUGUGUGUGUGUGGCGAGGCAGGCUACCCUUUUCAGGCUAAGGCCUUGGGGCAUCCUUUCCCACCAAGAGUUAUUUCUGUUCUGUUUAACCUCAUUCUAAUUUGCAGUGAACUUGAUGUCUUUGCCAGGAGACUGUAUGCUAAGGGUAGCUUUCCCAGGGUGCAAAGCAGGCCCUCGUGUUAACAAGGCCUUCCUCUAGCGAACACGUCGUGUGCAGAGCUGACCAAAUGUGAAAACAGGUUUUCACUCUGCUUUGCCCUUCACUUUGUUGGCCUGUUCACAGGAACUGAGUACUGUAUGAUUUCAGGCUUUCAUUCCUCCUUGGUGAUUUACCAAGGACCUGGUUUGUAGAAUAGACGUUUCUGCUUCCACAUUCCCUGGGGUCUGGUGAGCUGUGAAUAAUGGGAUCCCAGAGCUGUGUUUCAGCAUGAGCUGAUUGGAGACCUGUCCUGGGAAAAUAGCGCCAACUAUUAAAUGUCCAGGGCUGUAGAGGACGGCUUUCAUUUUUAGGUAAGAUGGUUGAGGGGCACACACUGAAGUACCUGGAAUGCCAGAAGUUUUCCUUUGCCCUAAAAAAAGAUCUGAUGAGACUAUUCUUUCUGCAGCACUGUUAAUGGUCAGUGGAGUUCUGGAAUCACUUUUUGCCAUUUGGAAGUACUGUGAAACCUCCUAUUUACUAGGAUUUUGCUGUAAUUCGUGUAUACUGGACUGGUUCACCUUGACACUAGCUAUGAGACAAAAAGGUUUUCUAACAAAUUUUAUAGCAAAUACAAGGGAAAUAGCAUUGAAGGCCAACAAAAAUGGUUUUGGAUACCACUCUAGUUAUAAUGUUUGCGUUCAAACAAUGAAUGUAUUCAUUAUAAGUCACUUACCAAAGCACUUCUAGAAUUUUCCAAGGUUACAUACUUUGCUCUGCCUCCUCCUGUCCCUGUCAGCAGGGGUGCUGUUUGUACACGUAGGUAGUAAACCUGUCAUCCUUCCAAAAUGUCAUUCAGCUCAGGCUUUUAACUGAGUCAGACUGACCUAUCUCACUGUUAGGGCAAAUGAGAGCAUCGCCAGACUGGAACACAGUCCCAGCACAGAGGGGACCCUGCUUCCCACAGCUCCCCAUUCCACAUUAAUGCUGCGUGACUUCUGGAGCAGAUGUUGUCAGGCAGGUGGGCUAUUUCCCAGCUUGGUGUAAACUUGGUGAUCAUACUGGGCCACCUUGCUGCAGAUUAAUAGCUUGACUUGAGAAUAUCAGCGGAAGCAUGAAGAUGGGUCCCGAGCUUUUAAGUUUGACUCUGCCCAAGUAUUUGGCACAUGCUCAUCUGAAGGCCAGCUGUGGCCCAGAGCAGCCCCAAGUGGGCAAUGAUCUCUGAAUCUCAGGAAAGCCAGGGCAGAAGAAAACAAAGAUUCUUUUAAUUGCCACCAUUCUUUUUUCAGAAAAGAGGUCUUUGAGGUUUCCCUCUUCUUUUCUUCAGGGGAAAAAAAAGUGUUUUUAUUUGCUGCCAUUUCAGACAGAUUAUUAUAGCUUUUGUUUUAUUACCUAAGCAGUUUUGAGUUAAGAACUGCCUUGGCAGUGUGCACAGACUUUGUGGCAGAACUAUUACAGAACCAUUCCAACUGUAAUACUGUUGGCUGAUGCCGAUCGAAUCUGUUCUGUGCCCACUUCCUUCCACUUACUGGUGUCUGUCUGAGAGUGAUUCUGGAGUGGUUCUGCUGUUGGGACUACAGAAGCUUAUCUAUCAAAGGAGCAAACACCCAGAAAAAUGUUUAUAAAGCAGAUGUAUUCCUUCUGUUUGGAAACUUGCCCAGCUGUUCUGGUUUUAGACAUUAAAUGUGUUUACAGUUGCCAAGGUAAAAAUAAAAUGCACAAUUUAAUUUUAAUUUUCCAUGCAGUAUAGCGAAAGGAUUUUUGACUUGAAGUAACCAAAGAACUCCUCCUUAAUGAGACAGUUCAAAUCCCUGAAUUAAUAUUUCUUGACAAUUUCAACUUAAAAAUUGACUUCAUGGUAAAAUAUUGCACUUAUUAUUUUUUUCUGAAAUGAUUCUGCCUGCAUGUAUGUGUUGUGUUUUAGCUUCCCCCAACCUACCCCAAAGAACUUUUCUUUCUAAUGGUUGUCUUCAACAUGGUUACUGUUUACUAUCAGAUGGUUUUUCAUUAGUGAACUUAGACCUCUUUGCAAAAGCUUGUAUAUAAAAAGUUAACAGAUAUAUUUUAUGGAAAAACCCAUCUUAUUUUCAAAUAUAUUUAACUGCUGUUAUAUUUUAUUAGAGGAAGGGUGUAAAUAUUUUCUAGGAGUUCUAUUGUAAAGAAAAGUAUUUUUGAAAAAAAUUAAUGUAAUAAAAACGAAAACAUUUUUAAAUAGUGGUUGUGAUUGCUUCCUGUUCUGGCUUCAUGUUCUAUUCUCAGCAUCUGACUGGCAUGCCUUCCCAUUUCAGGAUGUAAUUUAUUCAGGUUUGCACUAUUAUAAGUUGACAUCAUAAUAUCUAAUGUGGUUAACUGUAUUUUCCCGGAAUGCAGGUCCCUUGGUUCAUAUCAAAAGCACUAUGUAUAGCAUAUUCAUAAUUUUUCUUUUGUAAUGUGUGUAUUUUUAAUAAGGAUUUUAUGUAACAUUUUGGCAAAAAGAGGACAGUAUUUUCUAGUGAAUUUUAUAACAUUUUGCUAAAAAUGUUUCUUCCUAGGUCAGUUUUUGUUAAGAUGAAUCAAAAGUCUUAUUUUACCAAGGGUUUAAAAAAGUUUGAAGCUUGAAAGCAAAGUUAUAUUUAAACAUCCUAUGUAACAAAUAAAUAAAAAUGUUUUAUAGACUUGUCCUAAAAAAGGUGCAUUCCUUAAAAAAAAUCUGGGGCAUUUUAUGUUGUUGUUUUUCCCCCUGAGCGAUGAGCAUUUCUUUUAAUUAUCAGAAAAAGAACCAGGAGAAUUUUGUUUGAAAGGUUGCAAUCAUUACCCUUCUCGGAAAUUUAUUACAGUUUCUAUAGAUGGACAUUCAUUAAACAGAGUUGUAACAAAAUAGACACUGUCAUAUUUAUUUGUGGAAACCUGAUUCAGUAUUGCAUCAGCUGCUCUGAAAAUAAAAUAUUAUCUUUUUGAGUUUCA
This is a messenger RNA of Choloepus didactylus (southern two-toed sloth), 7818 nucleotides long. It is a transcript of the gene TRERF1, whose product is annotated as transcriptional regulating factor 1. Bases 704 to 4372 code for a protein of 1222 amino acids. The record is from RefSeq and is a predicted model, not a curated record. The transcript is spliced from 18 exons. Gene Ontology annotation, molecular function: transcription corepressor activity. Gene Ontology annotation, biological process: negative regulation of DNA-templated transcription; regulation of transcription by RNA polymerase II. NCBI's taxonomy places the organism in Eukaryota, Metazoa, Chordata, Mammalia, Pilosa, Megalonychidae. Gene Ontology annotation, cellular component: histone deacetylase complex; transcription regulator complex.